AUGCCGUCCUUGCAUAUCUACGAGAAUGCGUCUUUCCCCGAAGCACAAGGUCUCAUCUACGACGAAUCCGAAAUGGCGCUCUUCCGCGCAAAGCUCUCCUACCAAUCAACCAUUGACGCCCGCAUGGCAUCGAAAGACCCCAACCUGGCAGCAAUCGCGGAGACCCAGGCCCGUAUCCUCAAGCGCUGGGAAAUGCUGAAACACAUAGACAAGGAGGCGACGGACAAUGGGACGCUAAAUCCGACAAUAAAGGGAGAACUGAAACAACUCCCUUGGAGAUAUAAGGAGCUGGAGAAGAAAGCAACGGAGACCGGGGCUUGA
Aspergillus ruber CBS 135680 is the source of this 321-nucleotide messenger RNA. RefSeq lists its product as uncharacterized. Bases 1 to 321 code for a protein of 106 amino acids. The transcript has a single exon. NCBI's taxonomy places the organism in Eukaryota, Fungi, Ascomycota, Eurotiomycetes, Eurotiales, Aspergillaceae. The record is from RefSeq and is a predicted model, not a curated record.